This is a messenger RNA of Pseudogymnoascus destructans, 2905 nucleotides long. RefSeq lists its product as uncharacterized. Gene Ontology annotation, biological process: pyruvate metabolic process; malate metabolic process. The transcript has 4 exons. Bases 1 to 2385 code for a protein of 794 amino acids. Gene Ontology annotation, molecular function: malate dehydrogenase (decarboxylating) (NAD+) activity; NAD binding. NCBI's taxonomy places the organism in Eukaryota, Fungi, Ascomycota, Leotiomycetes, Thelebolales, Thelebolaceae. Gene Ontology annotation, cellular component: mitochondrion. The record is from RefSeq and is a predicted model, not a curated record.
AUGAUUUCCUCCCUCUCCGUGAUAUCCCGAGCCUCGCCCAAUCCUGUUAUAUGCAGCCCGCCUCGGUCCGCCGUUCUUGCUCUUCCAAGCUCAUUGACCAGACCCAAACUAUCUCGCCUCUCUCCUCCGCAUCCGCACCCGCACCCGCAAGUCACCACCACUACUCGAGCCACUCAAGUUGCUCCAGUCACAACUUCUCACAUCCACUGCCGCUACCACCAUUACAAACACUAUAACCACUACCACCACCACUACUCCUCCCGCUACCCACACGCCUACAUGUCAUCACCAUCAUCAACCGCCUCCACUCACCACACUAAUUCUCACUCUUGCUCUCCCUCGCGCUCACACCAUUACUCACAUUCUUCCCGCUCUUCAAUGGCCUCUCCUCCGCCAUCUUCUCUCCCCCAUAGCCCUCACUCCUCGGCUGUUCCAACGCCGACUUCUUCAACCCGCUCUAUAUCACCACCCUCCUCCGUCUCGAGCGCUGCAUCCCUCCUCGCAUCCAGGAAACGAGUCUCACUUUCCGAGAGACACUCCUCCAGCCCCCUCUCCUUCGUCGACACCGCUGCCAUCGACGCACAAAUGAAGCUGGCAUCUUUAGAUCACCUUGCUGGCUAUUCAACAAAGGCAUAUCCGGCUCCCGUCACCCAAACCGCCACCACAGAAUAUACUCCCAAAGAUAUGGCGAAGGGAUACCAGGUCCUCCGCGAGCCGGCGUGGAACAAGAGCACGUCGUUUACUCCCGAAGAGCGUGUGACAAAGAACCUCACCGGUCUCAUCCCCCACGUCAUGGAGAACAUGGACACCCAGGUGAUGCGUGCCAUGAAGAUGAUCAACUCGAGAUCAACACCCAUCGACAAAUACCUAUACCUGUCGACCCUCAAGUCGAGUAACAUCGACCUCUUCUACCGCGUUCUCAUCGACAACGUUGAGCAGCUCAUGCCCCUCGUCUACACACCCACGAUCGGCGACGUGUGCCUCCAAUACUCGACUCUGUACACGAGACCCGAGGCCCUAUACAUUUCCAUCAAGCAGAGGAAUUCCAUCCGCACAAUCCUCAAGAAUUGGCCGUAUCCCAAUCCGUCGAUUUGCGUGGUGACUGAUGGUUCCCGCAUCCUCGGUCUUGGCGACCUCGGCGUAAACGGCGUUGGCAUUCCGAUCGGAAAGCUCGCGUUGUACACUGCUGCGGCCGGUAUCCACCCCGAGAAGACUCUCCCAAUCGUCCUCGACUAUGGCACCAACAACGAGCAGAACCUCAAGGACCCGCUAUACCUUGGCCUCCGCCAGAAACGCGUGUCCGUCAACGAGGCACGUGAGUUCAUGGAUGAGUUCAUGGAGGCCGUGACCGAUGUGUACCCGGACAUGGUCGUCCAGUUCGAGGACUUCGAGACCGAGAAGGCCUUUGCCUACCUUGAGAGGUAUAAGCACAAGAAGGUCUUCAACGAUGACAUCCAGGGUACCGGAGCCGUCAUCCUUGCUGGCUACAUCGGCGCCGUCAACCUCUCCAACGUCCCCAUCAAGGACCAGAAGCUCGUCUUCAUGGGCGCCGGCAGCGCCGGCGUCGGAGUCGCCAAGCAGCUCCUAGAGUACUACACCCGCCGCGGCCUCACCGACGCCGAAGCCAAAGAGAAGUUCUAUCUCGUCGACACCAAGGGCCUCGUGACCAAGGACCGCGGCGACCGCCUCGCCGAGCACAAGAAGUUCUUCGCCCGCCACGACAACGCGGGUCACCAGUUCAAGACCCUCGAGGAGGUCAUCGAGUACGUCAAGCCCACCGCCCUCGUCGGCCUCACCGCCACCUACGGCGUCUUCACCCAGUCCGUCGUCCGCGCCCUCAAGGCCUCCGUCGACGCCUCCGGCGCCGGCCGCCGCCCGAUCCUCUUCCCCCUCUCCAACCCGCUCACGAAGGCUGAGUGCACCUUCGAGCAGGCCGUCACCUGGACCGACGGCACCGUUUUGUUCGCCUCCGGGUCGCCAUUCUCGGCAUUCGAGACCAAGAUCGGAGACAUCACCACCAUCCACUACCCGAACCAGGGUAACAACGUGUACAUCUUCCCCGGCCUCGGCCUCGGCGCCAUCCUGGGUAAGGUCUCGCGUGUUACCGACGACAUGGUGUAUACCUCCGCCGCUGCGCUCUCGGGCUGCCUCAACAGCGAGGAGAUCGCAAAGGGACUCAUCUACCCGCAUAUCAGCCGCGUGCGCGACGCGUCGGCGAUCGUGGCGAGGGAGGUGAUGAAGUGUGCGCGUCGUGAUGGCGUGAGUGAGUUGCCGGAGGAGACGUGGUUGGAGUGGGAGGAGUGGGGGGAUGUGGCGCUGACGGCGUGGAUUAAGGCGCAGGUGUAUGAUCCUGCUCCUGCGGCGGGGAGGUUGGGGAAGUUGUAGAUGUGUGGUGUAGUUGAUUUGAGGUUGACGUUUCUUUUCUGUUUUGUUUUCUUCUGUGGAUGAGGUGGUGGAUGAGUUUGUGGUUCCUCGUGCUGUUUGUUGUUAUUGAUGAUGAUGAAACACCGAGGAACAAAGAACAAACUGUCAGCCAGCCAGUCAGUCAGUUAGUGAACUUGUGGGUAAAGAGCGGGCGGGAACUAUGCAUUCAAAUCGGCGGUGGGGAAAAAUUGGAAACGGUGGGGGGAACACUAGGAAGGGAACGAAAUGAGAGAGAGAAUUGAUACCACAUUUUCUAUAUUUUUCGCUGAGCGGGAUGGAUGGAGCGGAGAUGAUGGGGAAUGCUUCUUUUCCUCCUAUAGGAAGACGUGUUUCUUUGCUAUAUUUGCGUCUUUUUCGAUUUUUAAAUCUGUUGUUUUCCUUUGAGUCGCUUUUUUAGCUAGAUAUGUGUGUUAGAUGGGUGGUGGGUGUGUUGCACUCACAGUUAGGUAGUUUCCAAUCUGAAUGCUGAUGAGGAUGGAAU